AGAGAACCCUCAACUCCAGGAAGUAGUGAGUGAGGGAGUUAGUGCGACUUUCUUUUUUAACUUUGCUUUUUAUUCACCAGUUUUCAGACUACAAACAGUGCUGUGGUUGAACUGUUCCUGUUUCAAACAGUGUAAACACUUCUUUAGUCGUCAAACGUCGUGUAAGCCUGACGCAGGAGGACGAAGAGGACACAGACUUUACACACAUCACUAACUUUAAGAUGUUAGCAUCGAGUUUACUGGCUAACUACUGCACGGAAAACCACGAUGACCAGACACAAAAGGUGGACAGAUACCUGCCCCAUCUACAUCUGUCAAUGGAGACCAUCAUGGAUGUGUCGGUAAGAUUUCGACGUGAGAUGGACAAAGGCCUGUGCAGAGACACCAACUCUGCAGCCGCUGUCAAGAUGCUGCCCACAUUUGUGCUCUCCACUCCGGAUGGAACAGAACAAGGGGAAUUUUUGGCCCUUGACCUUGGUGGAUCUAACUUCAGAGUGCUCCUUGUCAAAGUUAUGGCCAAUGGCAAGCAAGAAGUGGAGAUGGAAGAUCAGAUUUAUACCAUCCCUGAAAACCUUAUGAGGGGCAGCGGGUCAGAGCUGUUUGAUCACAUCGCUGAAUGUCUGGCUGACUUCAUGGAGAAGUUGGGAAUAAAGGAUAAAAAGCUUCCUCUGGGCUUCACCUUCUCUUUUCCAUGUGAGCAGAAAAAGUUAGAUGAGGGUGUUCUGAUGUCUUGGACCAAAGCCUUCAGGGCAAGUGGAGUAGAGGGAAAGGAUGUGGUCAGCCUCCUGAGGAAAGCCAUCGCAAAACGAGGGGACUUCAAAGUUGACAUUUUAGCUGUGAUCAACGACACGGUUGGAACCAUGAUGACCUGUGGCUAUGAUGAUCAUCUCUGUGAGAUUGGACUCAUAGUGGGAACCGGGACCAACGCCUGUUACAUGGAGCAGAUGAGGAAUCUGGAGCUGCUGGAUGGAGACGAGGGCCGGAUGUGUGUGAACACAGAGUGGGGGGCUUUUGGAGAUGAUGGAGCCCUGGAGGAUCUACGCACUGAUAUUGACCGUGAAAUAGACGCCGGCUCUUUCAACCCUGGCAAGCAGCUGUUUGAGAAGAUGAUCAGCGGCAUGUACAUGGGGGAGAUGGUGCGUCUCAUCCUGGUGAAGAUGACCAAAGACAAGCUGCUGUUUCAAGGCAAGACUACAGCACAGCUCCUUACAACUGGACGCUUCAAAACCAGCUACAUCUAUAACAUUGACUCUGACAAAGAUGAAAGUCUUUUGAGGGCUGAAGAGGUGCUUCGGGACCUUGGCCUGGACCCUUCACUUGAGGACUGCAUUGCCACUAAGAGGGUGUGUGAGAUUGUUUCUACAAGGGCUGCACACUUGUGUUCUGCUUCUCUGGUGGCGGUGCUGCGGCAGAUCCGGGACAACAAAGCAGCUGAGAAGCUGCGUACCACGAUUGGAGUGGACGGCUCUGUUUACAAGAAUCAUACCGAGUUUUCCAGGAGGCUCCACAAGAUGGUACGGCGACUCGUGCCAGACUGUGAUGUACGCUUUCUGCAGUCUCAGUGUGGCAGCGGUAAAGGUGCUGCUAUGGUAACAGCAGUUGCGUAUCGUCUUGCUGCUCAAAAUGCCGAGCGUCAGCGCAUCCUUGACACCCUGCGUUUGAGUCGAGAGCAGCUCCUAGAUGUGAAGAAUCGGAUGAGUGAAGCGAUGGUGCGAGGUUUGUCAAGGCAAUCCCAUGAGCAGUCAAGUGUCAAGAUGCUUCCCACCUAUGUGAGAUCCACACCAGACGGAACAGAGCACGGCGACUUCUUGGCUUUGGAUCUUGGGGGCUCCAGCUUCCGAGUGUUGCUGGUGCAAGUGCGAAAAGGAAAGAAGCAUUCUGUUGACAUGCAACAGAAGAUCUACAGUAUCCCACAGGAGACCAUGCAGAGCACAGGGGAAGAGCUCUUCAAUCACAUCGUGGACUGCAUCGCUGACUUUCUGGAUUACAUAGGCAUGAGAGGGGCAUCCUUACCUCUGGGAUUUACCUUCUCCUUCCCCUGUCAUCAAAGCAGACUGGAUCAGGGCAUUCUUCUGAAGUGGACAAAGGGUUUCAAGGCGAGUGGCUGUGAGGGGCAAGAUGUCAUUAUGUUACUCAAAGAUGCUGUCCGCCGCAGACAGGAGUUUGACUUGAACUUUGUGGCAGUGGUAAAUGACACAGUGGGGACAAUGAUGACAUGUGGCUAUGAAGACCCCCAAUGUGAAGUGGGACUCAUUGUUGGCACAGGCACCAAUGCCUGCUACAUGGAGGAAAUGCGGAACAUCGAACUGGUGGAGGGAGGGGAAGGUCGGAUGUGUGUCAACAUGGAGUGGGGAGCCUUUGGGGAAUAUGGGGAACUUGAUGACUUCUGCACUGAGUUUGAUCACGUUGUGGAUGAGAGCUCUAACUACCCCGGGAAACAAAGGUACGAGAAGAUGAUCAGCGGCAUGUACCUGGGGGAAAUAGUGAGGAACGUUCUGAUGGAUUACACCUCCAAGGGCUUGCUCUUCAGAGGCAAACUGUCGGAGCGACUCAAGACGCGGGGGAUCUUUGAGACCAAGUUCCUGGCACAGAUUGAAAAGGAUCGUCUGGCGAUGCGACAGGUCCGCUCCAUUCUGCAGCACCUGGGCCUCACCAGCUCCACGUGUGACGACAGCGUCCUGGUGAAGGAGGUGUGCAGUGUGGUCGCCCGCCGUGCAGCUCAGCUCUGUGGUGCCGGUUUAGCCGCCAUGGUCGACAAGAUCCGAGAGAACCGCAACCUGAAUCAGCUGUCCAUCACUGUGGGAGUGGAUGGCACCCUUUACAAGACACACCCUCAUUUCUCCAGCAUCAUGCAAGAGACACUGCAAGAUUUGGCUCCGCAGUGUCAGGUGACUUUCCACAAGUCAGAGGACGGGAGUGGGAAGGGAGCAGCUCUGAUCACAGCUGUGGCCUGUCGGGUCAAAAACGAGGAGCAGCACUGAAAGGGUUUGACAGCAGCUGACAGGUCGAGCCAGAGCCUCUAAGACUGACACACUGUAAUAGGCCAGGAAAGUAAAGUCCCACAGGCCUGGCCCUGAGUUUUCAAAUUUUUACAGCUGUAGAGUUUAAUCUGACAUGACACGUGUGACUCUGAGUCCAUCGCAUGAUUUUAGUAUGUAGCUUCAGAAAUUAGUUCAUCAUAGUUAAACAUUGUUCAUUGUGUGUGUAGAGAGUUGCACCUUUAGAGAAAUAUGACUGUUACAAGCUGUGGGGCUUAUUUUUGUACACUCCCUCUAUUUAUACAGCAGGUCAAACAUCACAUCCUCAGGAUCGAGUGAGAAGAAAGACACUGUAAAAGGAAUUUCGUUGGUAAUUAGUAGAGUUUUGUCGACACCAGAUACAGAAAAGUUUCACCCUUGAAUAUCAGGCUCUACCUGGAAAUACUCUGAGUAACUACAUGAAAUGCACCUGCAGGAUUUUUGUAUUACGAAUACAUUUUUAAAACAGUGCCUUUAGCUCUAUAUUAUAUCAAAUCAAAACUGAAUGCAUUUUUCCACAGCACAUGUAUGGCUUCACAUCAACUUUACAGUCACCUUUGAUGCCUUUUAGUUUCGUUAGUUUAGUUAUGUCAUCGCAGCAUAACUCAUAAUAAUGGGUCAUUAAAAUCACAUCGGAAAGCAAGUAAGUAAGUAAAGCAGGUGAAUUGAGUUGAUCUACCACUGAUAAGAAAAGCCUUUAUUUUGUGUGAGCACAUCUAAAACCUGUUGCGAGCUUAGCCCCCCAUCAAACCGUUCCAAAAGGGAUUAACAAAGGCAUCUGUGUUUGCUUCACUGAAGGGGGGACUCAAUAAAACCGCAGUGGUGUGAAAGUAAAAUCCAAAGAUAAGCAGCGCUCCGGGGGUUAAAGGGGAUUCAAAGGAAUAAUGAGGGUGUUAAAUCUUGUAUUUUUUCUUACUGUGUGUUUGUUUUAUUUUAUUUAUUUUUUCUCUCAUGUAUUUAAUUUGGAUUGUAUGAAGAAAUACAAAUAUUGACCAUCUAUGGCAUCCAGUCAGCUGUCCACUGUCCAUACAGGAAUCUCUGAAAGUUACCGAAUCAAAGAAAAGUACAAUUAAUUAAACUAUGUGACAACCAUAAACAAAUCUCCACCAGUGGGAACAAGUGUUUUUGGAGUUGUUCCAAAAGACCCUCGAUAUUUUAUAUUAUUCUAUCCAUUUCACUGAUUACACCAGAAUAAACAUCUCCCUGUGCUACACUGAUAUCUGCUCCAGUAAGUACUUGUCCAAUAUUUAUAGAAGAAAGCUUGUUUUUCUGCUUUUUCAUUUAGAUGUAGGCUAACAGCUGUUUUACGAUGAUCAUUGAUGUACUGCUGCAGUCUGAACAAUGUCAUGAAGCAAAACAUCCACAAUAUAGUAAUUGUCUGAA
Molecule: messenger RNA, 4400 nt
Organism: Notolabrus celidotus (New Zealand spotty)
Lineage: Eukaryota; Metazoa; Chordata; Actinopteri; Labriformes; Labridae
Gene: hk2
Product: hexokinase 2
Exons: 18
Coding region: 222-2981 (919 amino acids)
Biological process (GO): glycolytic process; intracellular glucose homeostasis; glucose 6-phosphate metabolic process
Cellular component (GO): mitochondrion; cytosol
Molecular function (GO): fructokinase activity; ATP binding; glucokinase activity
Source: RefSeq, a predicted model, not a curated record